This is a messenger RNA of Sphaeramia orbicularis (orbiculate cardinalfish), 2850 nucleotides long. RefSeq names its product metalloproteinase inhibitor 3. NCBI's taxonomy places the organism in Eukaryota, Metazoa, Chordata, Actinopteri, Kurtiformes, Apogonidae. The transcript is spliced from 5 exons. The record is from RefSeq and is a predicted model, not a curated record. Gene Ontology annotation, molecular function: metalloendopeptidase inhibitor activity; protease binding. Gene Ontology annotation, biological process: response to hormone; negative regulation of membrane protein ectodomain proteolysis; response to cytokine. Gene Ontology annotation, cellular component: extracellular matrix. The coding region runs from base 158 to 802 and encodes 214 amino acids.
UCCGGGACCAGGGUGAAGCGCUCAAGCGAAGCGAGAAGCAACUACAGCGGCAACAAGCAGCCACUUGGACAUUACAGUAAAUAAAGCCCGCAGCGGAUCAACGCGGACUCCAGACAGUUUAUUUUAGCAGCGGAGACAACUGGGAAAGUUUGGAGAAAUGCAGUCAGUGUACCAGUCUGUGAUCAGCCUGCUGUUUGUCUUCAGCAGCCUGCAGGUUCACCAGCUGACUGAGGGCUGUUCGUGCGCACUGACGCACCCGCAAGACGCAUACUGCAACUCCGACAUAGUGAUUCGAGCAAAAGUUGUGGGCAAGAAGCUCCUGAGAGAUGGACCUUUUGGGACGAUGCGCUACACUGUCAAACAAAUGAAGAUGUACAAAGGAUUUGAGAAAGUCCAGCAUGUGCAGCAUAUUUACACAGACGCCUCAGAGAGUUUGUGUGGUGUCAAGUUCGACAUCAACAAGUACCAGUACCUGAUCACAGGACGAGUGUAUGAUGGCAAGGUCUACACAGGACUGUGCAACUUCAAUCAGCGUUGGGAGCGUCUGUCAUUGGCCCAAAAGAAAGGCAUCAACCAUCGUUAUCAGCUGGGCUGUAACUGCAGGAUUAAACCCUGCCACUACCUGCCCUGCUUCGUGACAUCAAAGAAUGAGUGCCUAUGGACGGACAUGCUGUCCCACUUCGGCUAUCCCGGAUACCAGUCCCGGCACUAUGCCUGCAUCCAGCAGAAGGAGGGAUACUGCAGCUGGUACCGGGGCAUGACCGCCCGUGACAAAACGACCAUCAACGCCACAGAUCCCUGAACCUGAACACACCUGACACAAACCCACUGCCGCCUCCCAACUCCGUCCCAUCCCUGAUCACAUUUUAGAGUAUUACAGGACUCUUAAAGCUCACUGGUCUGGGUGACCACCCUUUAAAGGGGGAAAAGGAAAAGAACAAAUCCAUUACAGUGCCUGUUUCGUAGCACUUCUGAUAAACAAAAAAACGAAAAAAAAAUAUAUAUAUACAUUUUUGGUUUGUUGUACAGAUCACCUAAUUGAAGUCUUUUAUUUUCUUUUGCCAAACCACAAAUCAGUCAUAGUCCUUGCACCGUACUGACAGACAGACAUUUACGGGGCAAAAAAGAAGUGGGUGACAUGCAACAAAAGCAGAAUAUAUCUCUAAGACAAGUCUUUUUACAGUGCUCUGUAACCGGCAGGUAAGAUCAUCAGUAAGGUAGCUACUAAGACAUUUAUUGGAGACAGAAAUGUCUGCACCCAGCUAAGUAAUGGUAUUAAGAUCAUCAUCUUGUAGAUAACCUACUGAAUAUAAUGGUUGUUUUUUUGUACUCAAGCAGUUAAACUGUCACCUAGUUUUACUUUAAAAAACAAAGACUCUUAAAACUAAAAGUUAGUUAAUAUCUGAAAUUAAAUAAAUUAUAAAAAAAUAAAGUCAACUAAUGUCCAUAUAUUACAAUUCUGUCAUAUUGUUGCUAUCAACUUGCAGAAAUACAAAAUGCAGCAAUACACAAUAUAGCCAAGGAUCUUUACGAUUAUACAGACCGAGUGCCAAUGUGAUGUCUGAAAUUCAUACCUCUUACUAGACUUAUUUUGGCUGAAAAUCAUUUCUUUGGAAAACGCACAGUGACGUACACGUUGAUUAAUGUUUGCAGUUUUUACUGUUAACAUAAUGUCUUUAUUGAUGGUAAUAUCUGACUGUUUGUAUACAGUUGAGGACAAAUGAAGAUCAGAGAAAAUGCUAAAAUGUCUGUUACAGUAGAGAUGCAGGGAAGCACUCAUUUCUGCAGAGAUGGUGAUAUUCUAUGCUGUAUAUAACAUAAGCUAAACUUGGCUGAAACCUCUGUCAUUCAUUUAUUUAUCUCAUAGGUAGAAAUGUGAUAUUUUUGAUUUUAAAAAUUUACAGCCACAGCAAUGAUUGAAGCCUGUAAAAAAUAGCCAACCAAUGAAGGACCAGAACCUGAAAGUGCAUCACUGAGGCACUUAAGUUCAAUUUUAUGGUACUUUUUUUUUUUUUUUUUUUAAACUUGAUUUUUGUUCCCCAAACUGGUACUUGUUACAAACCCAGUGAAAGUACAGUAUAAACAGAGGUUUCUGACAAUAAGAUAUAAGAUAUUUUGUAAGUGUAUAUUCAAUCUUUUUGUAUUUAACUAUUUGAAAUGGACAUUAUAUAUAUAUAAUAUAUAUACUGUAUAUGAAUGAAAGUAACAAUAUUGUCACUAAGCUCAUUCUUCUUCAUUUCACCUGUUCCCAUCCAAGUUUUUUUUUUUUCAUUUUUCCAAAUGCAGUACCUUCAGUCCAUUCCAUUAAAAGACACAGAUUUGCCUCAGAGAAAGAAAAAGCCUUCACUUCCUUCCAACUUGGUAUUCAUUUUACAUAUUAAAAACAGAGGGAGGCAGAGAUUAGCCCCAACCUGAUACUCUGCAAAAGACACAUUAAUCUAUAAUGAUCUGAUAUUUGUGUUACCAUGCAGUGUCAUGUACAAAACAGACCUUUCAACAAAAGUAGCUGCAGUCCUUCUCAGUAGUUAUAUUCUGAAGGCAAGAAAGGACAGAAUUCUGGUAUUAUCCUGUCUCAUUUUACAGUGAGAAGACUAUUUCUCCAUCUGUAGCAUCUCUGUGUCACUAUUUCUGUGGUUCAUGUUUGUGUAAAUAUACUGUCUGCUUAGCACAGAAACACUUGGUCAAGUUUGAUCCUUAAAAAAAUCCAAUCAAGGAAGCUGUGUACAGCCUGUGUUAAAACACUGAUUCCUGAUGUGUGGGUGGGGGGGUGUUUCGUUGUAGGGGUUAGAGAAAUGUUUGACUUAAUUUCUGUGUUUUAUAUUUUUAUAAUAAAGAUUUAAUGAAAAAUGG